AAGUGGAGAGAUGCAAAUGCAAACAAGUGAUAUUCCCCUGUAGGACCAAUAAUACUACUGCCGACUUCAUUCUUCGAUUCCUCGAGAGCAAAAUAGGACUCCAUCGCUGAAGCAAACCCUAGCUAAGGCGAUUGUCUUUUCCCUGUUAGGUAGUUAAAAUGUCAACACCUGCAAGGAAGAGACUGAUGAGGGAUUUCAAGAGGUUACAACAGGACCCUCCUGCUGGUAUUAGUGGUGCUCCUCAAGACAAUAACAUUAUGCUUUGGAACGCCGUUAUAUUUGGUCCUGAUGAUACUCCUUGGGAUGGAGGUACGUUUAAAUUGUCGCUUCAAUUCGGUGAGGAUUAUCCCAACAAGCCACCAACAGUGCGAUUUGUUUCUCGCAUGUUUCAUCCAAAUAUUUAUGCAGAUGGAAGUAUAUGUUUGGAUAUCCUGCAAAACCAGUGGAGUCCAAUAUAUGAUGUUGCAGCUAUACUUACAUCCAUCCAGUCAUUGCUGUGUGAUCCAAACCCUAAUUCUCCUGCAAACUCGGAAGCUGCUCGGUUGUUCAGUGAAAAUAAGCGGGAGUACAACCGGAGAGUUAGAGAAAUUGUGGAGCAGAGCUGGACGGCGGACUAAUACCUCGAAAGAGAGAUAUUGCAAUCUCAAUCACGAGUUUUAAGGCUCAUCUAUGUAAUAUUUGGAGAUACCUUUGUCUGAAAUUUUAAUUUUAGUGGAACUCAUUCGUGCUCUGGUCCUAGCAUAAUCGCUUGUUGCUACUCCCCUCAAUUGUUGUUCUCUACAUUGGGUUGUCAAGCUCCUGUAGAUUAUGAAUUCUGGUAAUGGAUUUGCUUAGAAUGUGCUAGUUGCUUUUCCAAAAAAGAUGGUUUUCAGAUACUUCCAUUUCCUCUCAAGAUUGGAUUUAACUUGUAAACCUUGUAGACCAGCAAUGUAUGAUCAUAUAUUCAAACGAAAUGAAGCAAUGACUUUCAUGA
Lycium ferocissimum is the source of this 973-nucleotide messenger RNA. RefSeq names its product ubiquitin-conjugating enzyme E2 2-like. Lineage: Eukaryota; Viridiplantae; Streptophyta; Magnoliopsida; Solanales; Solanaceae. The transcript is spliced from 7 exons. The record is from RefSeq and is a predicted model, not a curated record. Gene Ontology annotation, molecular function: ubiquitin conjugating enzyme activity. Gene Ontology annotation, biological process: proteasome-mediated ubiquitin-dependent protein catabolic process; protein polyubiquitination; DNA repair. The coding region runs from base 159 to 617 and encodes 152 amino acids.